CACUGCGAGAGCGCUGAGUUUGACAAGAGUAUAACAAUCGUAGAACUUCACACAAGUUUGUCCGUUACAACUUAAACAGUGUUUUUAAAAACAGAUAGUAGCUUUUUUUCACUUUGAGGAACCCAAGCUGUCACUUUCAGGCAAUCAUGGAGCGCCCCAAACAGAAACAAAUGAAUCAAAGUGAAAAUGAAACGGAUUCCGCGAUUAAUGGACACUUUGACGGCCGGGUGAAGAUGCCCGGAUGGAGCGCCGGUGGUGCCGCCGGGGAUCCGAGCACCGUGCCGUCCUCCAGCGUGAUGGAGAGCUGGCGGGAAGAGCGCACUCGCAGUCUGGAAGACAACGAAAUGAGCCUGCCGAGCAUCGCCGCGGCUUAUACCACUAUUCUCAGGGGUCUCGGGGAAGAUCCGCAGCGGCAGGGGCUCCUCAAAACUCCGUGGAGAGCCGCAACCGCCAUGCAGUUCUUCACCAAGGGUUAUCAGGAAAAAAUCAUUGAUGUCCUGAAUGACGCAAUCUUUGAUGAAGACCAUGAUGAGAUGGUGAUCGUGAAGGAUAUUGACAUGUUUUCAAUGUGUGAACACCAUUUAGUCCCCAUUUUUGGCCGGGUGCAUAUAGGUUACCUUCCAAACAAGAGGGUUCUUGGUCUGAGUAAAUUAGCACGGAUUGUUGAGAUAUACAGCAGGAGAUUGCAAGUUCAAGAGCGUCUAACUAAACAGAUUGCGGUCGCCAUCACUGAAGCUCUACAGCCUGCUGGUGUCGGAGUGGUUGUUGAAGCCACUCACAUGUGUAUGGUUAUGCGAGGCGUCCAGAAGAUGAACAGCAAGACUGUGACCAGCACCAUGCUGGGCGUUUUCCGCGAGGACCCCAAGACACGAGACGAGUUCCUGACCCUGAUCCGGAGCUGAGAGGGUCCGUGUUUCGCUCUCCACUGCCAAAACACUCUGACCAGCCCUCUUCUCAAACGCCUCCCUGGAUCGAAGGAGUCCUCUCUGAUUCUGCCUCCGGACGAGGCCCUGCUGCUGUGUAACGUAGCGUCCCACCCGCCUCUGGGGUGGUUACCUCGGUAACACCAUCUCUUCUGUAUUGCGUGUGUGUGUGUGUAUUUCAUUGAUUGAGGUUUUGUGCGUGUUUAGUAAGUAGAGCUGUGGGAGCCUCUGUUGAUGGGACUGUGGCUGUUGCUGUUAUAUGGAAGCAUUGUGUUAUGAAGGACGUCCUAGAUUAGCACAAUUUAACCUCUCUAAACUAACAAGCACCAAACCCACCAAAAUUUGUUUACAUCUCUUUCCGCUCUAUUAAACGCAAUUGAGUUGCCCGAGAAACGCAACAAAGCAGUUUUAUUUUCACACUUUUGAACAGGGAGGUACGUGUCAUUCUGAAUACUCAAUUUUACUGUUAUAAAAAGUACUGUUGAGGUACAGUAAUGGUAAUGAAAAUCACCAUGGUACUAAAUGAUUACCAAUAUUCAUAUUUCUUGAUAUUUAUAAGGUACUUUAAAGAUUAAUAUGGUAUUAUAAUGGUACAUGUCCAAAAAAUAAAAAAUAAAACCCAUAGUAUUACAAUAGCGCCACUUUUUAUCAGUGAAUAAUCCCAGACAGGUUUAAUUGUUGUUUUACUAUGUGCUGUAAGUGUAUUAUGGCUACGCUGUCUUAUAAUGUAAUAUUUAAUAUAAUGUGUCCUGUGCUUCAGUCAAUAUUUGUGCCCAGACCCAAAGUAUCUUCUGUUUUUAAAGGGAUAGUUCACCCAAAAAUAAAACUUCUAUACUCUUUUACUCACCCUCAUUUUCUCUUAACCCGGUAAAGCCUGAUGUAUGAAAUCAUCUUUUUUUGAAAUGGAACAGUUUGUUAGACAAAAUCUAAAAAAUAGUUUGCACAUGUUGAGGAUCAUAUUUGAUAUAUUAGGCUUUAAUGGCUCGUAUACAAUAGUGUGAUAUAUGGAACUCACACUCGAGGAGGAAGAAAAACCCCACCUAAAAUGAGCAAAAGUUUGCAAUUUGGUGUGGUUUCAGAUUUUUAUACGGCCAAAAAGUAAGAUAAGAUGGGUUAGUACACCCAAUAAUGAAACAUCUGUCAUCAAUUAAUACACCCUCAUGUCGUUUCAAACCUGUAAGACUUUCGUUCACCUUUAUCUCCUCUAUGAACAGUCCACGCAACUGCCAUUUUGACGCUUCAAAAAGUUCAUAAAGAGAAUGUAAAAUUAAUCCAUGAAUUGAGUGGUUUAGUCCAAUUUUUCUGAAGAGACUCAAUCGCUUUAUGUGAUGAACAGAUUGAAUUUAGGCUUUUAUUCACAUAUAAAGAUUCAGCAGCGCACACAAUUGUUAUGGUAAACGGAAGCUCAAGCACGCUUGCUUGAUGUGUGAGAACCAAUGAGGUUCAUUCUCGCGUUUGAGCUUCUGCAAAAACCAAUGAGGUUUGUUCUCGCAUCAAGCAUGUACGGUUGAGCUUCUGUUUAUGUUCGCUGAUGAAUAUUUAUAUGUGAAUAAAAGCCUAAAUUAAAUCUGUUCAUCAUAUAAAGCGAUUACGUCUCUUCAGAAAAUUCUGACUAAAGCGCUCGAUAUAUAUGGAUUAGUUAUAUGAUCUCUUCAUGUAUUUUUUAAAGCUUCAAAGUGGUAGUUGUUAGACUGUCAAAGGAGGGACAGAAAUCUCUCAGACUUCAUUAAAAAUAUCAUCAUUUGUGUUAUGAAGAUGAACGAAAGUCUUACGGGUUUGGAAUGACAUGAGGGUGAGUAAUUAAUGACAGAAUUUUAAUUUCUGGGUCCUUCCUCAAAAGCCUGAUGUAUCAUAUUUGAUAUUUACAAAUUAACAUGAUUUUUCUAACAAAUUAUGAAUAAUCAAGUAAACCAAAAUGUUGCUUCAGUUCAGUGUGUUCUUUCUGAAAUAUUACUAAAAAUAUAAAAAGCACAGCGAAAAGAAGUGAAUCAUGACCUGAAGGUGAACAGUUUUAGAAUUAUACUAAAAUGCCUUUUACUUGCUAAAAAGUACAAACUAUUAACCAGAGUAGAUUGUGUACCACAUGUAUUAGAGAUAGAGGCCUUAGAAAUUUGUGUAUCAAAUAUGUUAAAUUAUAGGCUUGAUAGGGUUACAGAUAUUUCAAACAACAUUGGAUCCCAUCGGCUUGUAAGGACAAAAGCAAACAUUUGUAAAAAUAUCUGCAAUUCUGCAGAAGAAAGUCAAAUGGGUUUAAAAUAUAGACUGUAAAAAAAGAUGGACGACGCACCUUCACUACUCUCUUCCAUUGUAGUAAGUGAAUGUCAGCUCCAAUAUGGCACUGACAUCUUGAGUCUCGAGUCUGCGCAUAGUGAACGUGGAGCCCGAGUCUGUGCAGUACUGAACGCAAAGUGGAGCCUCGAUAUCAAGGUCCCGUCCGAACUCCCGCAGAAUUGGUUAAUACUGCAGAACAACUCAUGACGGUGUGAAAAUAACAGUUCUGGAAAUGUAGAAAUUAAAGUUAAAGCUCCAAUCUCCUCCUGAAGAUCCAGGAAAAAAGUCCUUGCUUCAGUGACUACUUUGCUCAGAGAAUCUGUCAAUCUCAGCUGUCAAUCAUGACGUCAAAACCCACGUUAUUAUAGCAUCAAAUAACUAAAAACAACUUAUUUAAAGAACAAACACUUUAACUAACAUUAGUGUUAUUAAAAAACUGCCUAAAAUGACAAUUGAGAAGAAAAAAAAACAUAUUUGAUGUGUAAUUUGACUGUUUAGUUCGUCUCACGUCCCAUUACAUUACAUGUAGAGGGCGGGGUUUAUGACCUAUACUGCAUCCAGCCACCUGGGGGCGAUCGAGACGCUUGGCUUCACUUUUCCGGACUCGUGUGGCAUGCUUGGUUUAAAACAACAUUAAAUGAUGACAGAAUUUUCAUUUUUGGGGUGAACUAUCUCUAUAAGUGUUUAUUAUUGAUAGUAUUUACAAGCUCUGUGCAGCACUAUUAUUUUCUGUUUUUCGAAUCAACUGUUGAGUCUGUUGUGUUGGAUAUUACGUGUUGAAGUGAUAACCAGGUCCAGCCUUUUGAAUAUCCUGUCUGUAUGGCCAUAGAUGUUGUUUACACUCUGAAGGAAGGUUGUUUUUUAUUUGUUGGGGGAAAAAAAAAGACCAAAGGUUGAAAGGUGCAGUCGAGGUCAACAUAGUAUCUGAUUUUGCACAUUGUGGGAUUCAUGGAGAAUACAGAACAUACCUGUACUGAUAAAUGUGAUCUUUGUAAUUUAAAAUAUGAUAAAAAGAUGGAAACCAACUAAAAGAUAUUUUAAGAUUCUACAUUUGUAGAACAUAUUUUGUACAUUUACUCUGACGCAUGUUUACCUGUCCUUGGGUAUGUAUAAUGUGUUUUGAACGAGUUAGAAUUUCAACUAUAUACUACGUAACAUUGUAGAAAAUUAUAUUAACCUCAAAAAACGACAGACGCUGUGGAUUUACUGACACUGUUGUAUUGCCUGUGUAUUGACUUUUUUUGUUUAUUAUGAAAAUGUCUCAGUGAUGUUUUUCAUUCAUGAGUUCGGAUGAAAUUCGGAGUUGUGAAGCUUCUGAAGAUGCUAUGAGAUGUUCAAUGUCACAAUCACUUCA
This is a messenger RNA of Ctenopharyngodon idella (grass carp), 4548 nucleotides long. RefSeq names its product GTP cyclohydrolase 1 (gene gch1). The record is from RefSeq and is a predicted model, not a curated record. NCBI's taxonomy places the organism in Eukaryota, Metazoa, Chordata, Actinopteri, Cypriniformes, Xenocyprididae. Gene Ontology annotation, molecular function: GTP cyclohydrolase I activity; zinc ion binding; GTP binding. Gene Ontology annotation, cellular component: cytoplasm. Bases 147 to 902 code for a protein of 251 amino acids. Gene Ontology annotation, biological process: tetrahydrobiopterin biosynthetic process; tetrahydrofolate biosynthetic process. The transcript is spliced from 6 exons.